This is a messenger RNA of Quercus robur (English oak), 3174 nucleotides long. RefSeq lists its product as uncharacterized. The transcript is spliced from 11 exons. The record is from RefSeq and is a predicted model, not a curated record. NCBI's taxonomy places the organism in Eukaryota, Viridiplantae, Streptophyta, Magnoliopsida, Fagales, Fagaceae. Gene Ontology annotation, molecular function: serine-type endopeptidase activity. Gene Ontology annotation, cellular component: membrane. The coding region runs from base 336 to 2978 and encodes 880 amino acids.
CAAUUAUUAUUUCCAAUUUUUUCAUUUAUUUUUGGUGUUUCGGUGGUUUGGCUCCUGAGAGAGUCUCUCUCUCUCUCUCUGUCUCCGAUCAGAGAAACCUCAGGAUCUCCAAAAAAAAAAAACCUCAAAACUAACUCUCCGAUUCAACCAAAACCUCGUCCGAUUUCCUUACCUUAGUUUCUCCGAAACCCUCAAUUCAUCCUUUCGGUCUCCGAUUCAGUGUCGUCCACUGCGGAAAUGGCAUAUCUCGGAUUCUAGGGUUUCCCAUACCAUCCUCGUUAGUUAACGAAUUCACUAUUUACCGUAUCCUCAACAACCUUAUCACAAUCGCAAACAUGGCAUUACGUUAUACCUUCGGUGUCUCUGGCUAUGUCGCCCAAAACCUCGCCACGUCAGCGGGCCUUCGGGUCGGGAAUUGCAAGACCGUCGGGGAUUGUUGGAUCCGAACCCGGAUCUUCGGGCCAAACCAGAAGACCGAGUUCGACCCGGCCAGCACGGUCCGCAACUACCGCUCCGAUCUCCGAAGGCCCUCUCUGUUCGAAAGUAUCGCCGGUGAAAUUAUCGGCGAGAACUCGAAGAGUCCUAUCGUUCUCGGCUUGAUCUCGGUGAUGAGAUCGACGGCUUGUGCUUCUGGCACGUCAGCUACGGCUCUGGGUGUUUUCGGAGUUUCGCCUUUUAAGUCUUCGUCGAUUUUGUCUUCGGUUUCGAAGUGGGUGCAACCACCCUGUAACGACGAGCCUGAAACAUCAUCGGAGUCAUCGACAACAAUAACGACGACGACGACGACGAUGAAGAUGGCGGCUGCGGCGGAGUCGAAGUUUGAUCAGAAGAGUGGUUGGUUGUCGAAGAUUUUGAAUUUGUGUUCGGAGGAUGCAAAGGCUGUGUUCACUGCUGUGACUGUGAGCAUAUUGUUCAAAUCAUUCUUGGCGGAGCCGAGGUCGAUUCCUUCGUCUUCUAUGGCCCCUACUCUUGAUGUUGGUGACCGUAUUUUAGCUGAGAAGGUUUCAUACUUUUUCAGGAAGCCUGAAGUUUCAGAUAUAGUAAUUUUUAAGGCACCUCCAAUUUUACAGGAUUUUGGUUAUUGUUCAGGUGAUGAUGUAUUUAUAAAAAGAAUUGUUGCAAAGGCUGGAGACUAUGUUGAAGUUCGUGAUGGGAAAUUAUAUGUGAAUGGUGAUGUUCAAGAUGAAAAAUUUGUUGCGGAGCCACUUGCUUAUGAAAUGGAACCAGUGCUUGUGCCUGAAGGUUAUGUCUUUGUGAUGGGAGACAAUCGCAACAACAGUUUUGACUCUCAUAACUGGGGUCCGCUUCCUAUCAAGAACAUUGUAGGUAGAUCGGUGUUUCGUUACUGGCCUCCAUCCAAAGUAUCAGACACCAUAUAUGAACCUCAUUUGGGGGGGAAUGCUGUAGCAAUUUCUUUUGUGAAUUUUGAACCUUUUUCCCAUCAUGUGCCUGCUUAUGUUGGAUUGGUUCUUGGUGGGGUAUCUGUCUUGUCCAUCGGACUGAAGAGCGGUCAACUGUUGCCGCUGAUGGAUUAUUUUCUUACUUGGGAAGUUGAUGCACUUUUACUUGGCACUGGAGGACUCAAAUAUCUGAAGCAAGAUGGUUUUCUGGAUGUCUGGUGCUGCUAUCACUUUGAAUGUAGUGCAAAACUCUAUUUCACUUUGUUAUUGCAGUUAAAGCACCCCCCUGAUGGUGAAUUGGUGAAGGGAACUCGGCCAGAAAGCAAAAACAGAUUCGGAAAGAAUCCUCUAAUCUUAAAUCAGUUAGUCUUUUUACCUCAGAUGAAGAAGAACAGUCAUCGUGGUCUUGUUGUUCCUUUGUCCUUCCCAAUCUUAAUUAUACUCUCAUUUAUUACACCUUCCUUAAACGCCUCGAACUCCAACCUCACCACCCUUUUCUUACAGGAUGUCCUCAAGGCAAUCUCGUUGAAGCAGAAGUGGGAUUUGGAGGACAUUAAGGUUUCCAAGUUGGAUCUGCGUAAGGUUCGGUUUAAGAGUGCUUCGCGGGUCGAGUUUCGGGUCGGGUUCGGUAAGAGUAAAUGGGUCAUCAAAUGGUCUGAGGAUGAAGAACAAGAAGUGGGGUCUUGGAAAAAGUUCAAAAAUGAAAAGAGCGAUUUUGGGUCCUUGGUUACUGAAAUUGGUUCUUUGAUGGGUGUGCUUAACACGUUUAAAAUGGAGGGUCCGUUUGAGUUACUGGUCGGUGGUGAUCACCAGCUUUCUCUAUUGUUGCCGAUGAACAUUUCACAUAAUGGUUUGAAACGAAUUCUUGUUGGUGAAGGCAUCACAAUGGAAGUGAGAAGAGCUCAAGAAGUCUCUCUAAUUCACUCAUCUGGUCUUGGUAUACCGGUGAAUAGAAGUGUUGCAAUUAACAAGGAGAAAAUUGAGUUUUGGCCCUUUUGGCAAUCUAUGUGCAUCCCAUUGCUUCCUAUACAAGUUUUAGGGGCUGCAUCAGUAGUUGCUUAUCGGACUCGAAAUCCUGAUGCUUACAUUGAAACUACAUUCAUUUCCAAGGACACAAUUGAGUUGCUGCCGGAGAAGUGUUACAAUAGUCAUAUUUACAAGGAACAGGCUUGCCCGAUUGAUUUCUUGAGUUCAAGGAUUGCUUUGCUGGAAAGAGUUUUGAAGAGCUUUCUUGGUGACAGAAUUCGUCAAAAUCAUUCGGGAUUCCUCAAAACAAAGAUUAAAGCAUCUGCUAUCAUUCGUUUCCCACUAGAACUGGAAAGAGAUAUCAGAAGUAAUGACAUACUCCAUGGUAAGCUGGCAGAGUGGAAAACAAGGCCAAAUGUUGAAAGAAUGUGGUUUGAGGUAAUGGCAAGAGUUGAAGCAGAGACUUUGCGGCCUCUUUUGGUUAAGAAGGUGAACCCCUUCAUUGGAGUAGAUUCAGUUUCAUGGAGUAAUUUAAUGUCUAAUGUAUCUUUUACGAAUUUACGAUCUGUCCUUGUCCCUUCUGAGGCUCUAACGCUGGAUGUGAAGUGGUAGCAUGAAAUUGUUGUAUUAUACUUUGUUUUGUGAAUGUUCACAGGUCAAGGCAGUGUGCUGUCAUUUUGCCUUUUCUCUUGUUUUAUGGGGGGUUGUAUUAUCAGAUACAUGUAUAAAAAGCACUCAUUGGAUUUGUACAUAAGUUAAAAAAAUUUGAAAGGAAAAUGAGAGAUAAAUCAUGAUGUGCAUUCGUUUC